Neolamprologus brichardi is the source of this 932-nucleotide messenger RNA. NCBI's taxonomy places the organism in Eukaryota, Metazoa, Chordata, Actinopteri, Cichliformes, Cichlidae. The record is from RefSeq and is a predicted model, not a curated record.
UUUUGAAUCGGAUGGAGAGAACCUGCAGAAUGGAGUAAGGGCCAGGGAUGCCCAGGAGCGGGAGAGGGACUUGUGUCAUAAAUCAGGGCCUGGGCUCAGGUCUGAGAGGAAAGCUCAAAGUGGGACUGGAGUUGCAAGCUGUAAGGGAGAAGAGGGCUGGUCAGGGGAUGCCAACCUCCAGCAGACAAGUGUCCUGGGCCUGGGUGAUGGAUGUGGCACAAAGCCAGAGGGGAAUGCUAAUGAGAUCCAAGAUGAUGGCACUGACUGCUACAAGGGGAGACCUCGCUCUGGUGGGAGCUCAUUAAGCGGCAUGUCCCACCUGCAGAGCAGCAGAGGAACCAGCUCCAUGUCUAUCCUCCCACAGAGCAACACUCAUUCUCAGCUUGACACAAAGCCUCUUGACAGUCACACAGGCUUUUGUCCACCCAAAGAAACCACCAUCACGAAGGAGUGUAGCUGUGGAGAGAUGGAUGAAUCUGAAAAUUUAGAGAAGAUCCCUGGAGUGUGUGCGACAAAGGCUGCAGCUGCAGUUCAGAAUUUGAAGCUGAGCUCUUUGUUCAGCAGAGUUUCUUGGAUUGUCCAGGAUGCAGGACGUCUGCUUUGGAGCUCUUCCACUGUAUUGCAGCAAGUCACAGAAUUCAGAUUUCAACCUGUUGGGGCUCGCUGGUCAAACAAUUUUAUCUCUCUGGUAAGAGAAAGCAGUGUUCUGUCUAUUUUAAGGGAUAGCCGUGUCUUCUCCACAUUUAGAAGCAGCUUUAUCUUCUCUCUGUUAAAGGACAGUCACAUUUUUUCCGUGGUGAAAGAGCUGCCUCUCAUACAGCACGUCCAGAUGGAUAUAAUUCAACCCCUUCAAUCUGAGGAGGCUGCUCAGAUGAUUCAAGGCUGCAUUAAUCCUGAAAACGCACAACUCCCUGUCCCGACCCCAACACAAA